This is a messenger RNA of Aplysia californica (California sea hare), 2893 nucleotides long. RefSeq lists its product as uncharacterized. Lineage: Eukaryota; Metazoa; Mollusca; Gastropoda; Aplysiida; Aplysiidae. The transcript is spliced from 3 exons. The record is from RefSeq and is a predicted model, not a curated record. The coding region runs from base 810 to 2822 and encodes 670 amino acids.
AAAAGGUCUUGAGAUAACGUAAAUUAAUGAUCAUCAUACAAAUUUUGCACAAUCGGUCAGGUGUCCACCCUACUUUAGAGGCCUACCCAACAAAUCGCACGAACGACUCGAUCGUGACUAUCACUCAGACGUCUUGGCCAUUGCUUCCACCGCUGUGCCUCCACAUCGUGUUGUUGUAAGGAAUUACUUAAAUAGCAAGUUACCCGACACUCCGUUUGACGUCACUCGUUGUCUUGGCUUAAUAGACAAAGCUCAAAAUAAAUCUGGUCAUUCAGAUUCGUGCGUUCCGUUGCGUGGGAGGAUCAGCGGUACCAGUCGUGGAUAUAUGCAGUAUUGUGCGGAUUAAGUAAAGCGCGAGAGGUGUUGACUUCCGUUUCAAGGACGUCAGUAGAUAGUCUUGGGACUAGCCCUCGAUUUCUUGCUGUGCCAUUGGGUAUAAUUAUUCAAUUAGGCCCCGGAAAUUCUGAGAGGAAGCCUGAUAAAUAAAAGAACUUCCUCUCAAACGAGUCUGUCGUGACAUGUUCUCUGGAGCCACCUGCGACGUGGUCUGGAUUUUAAAGUGUCUUGUAUAAAGCAUUGAAGGACUGCGCUACUCAUAAAGUGUGGAGCUAGAUAUUGUUGUUCUGAACAUUGAGCGUAUGGAGCAUCGCAGCUGCUUCCGAGCGUUCAAACAUACGCUCCACUUUCCAACCCAGCGACUAUUGCAAAGUGUUGAGACUAAUCAGUCCUGAAAAAAACAACCUUUAUCUCACAGAGAAGCUGAAGUCAAUACCUGUGUUGAUCCCAUCGUCCACAACUCAGAGCUGACCAUGGACCCGGCAUCUUACGCCCGAGCCCAUGGGGUACAGAGUGAAGCCAGCAAGGUCACAGUCACAAGGGUAGCCUGCGGGGAGCUACAGUACAGGAGAGAGGUGGACACCUACAGGCGGGACAUGCAGUCCAAAGUGACCAGCAUACGACGGGAGCAGCGGAAACUGCGGCGGUGCAUGCGCGGCUACCGACGGAAACUGAAGGAAUCUCAGCUCUCCCAUGGGGACGAGGGGAAGACUGUUGUUCGUGACGACGAAGAGCCUGUAACAACCGACGACAUCGUUUUCCCCGGAGCAGUUGACACGACCGUUAUGUUCGGUGGUUUGUCCGCGCCGCCAGACAUUCAGCACUUUCACGAACACGGAAUCUCAUUGGUUGGCAUAGACCGGAAACCGCUACGAGGUCAUUCCGAUGUCUAUGGGGUUUUUGAUGGUGGAGACGAACUUACGAACGAUGUGAACGAACAAGAGGCUGGUGAUGAUCAUCUGAAAGCUGAUGAAAAUGCGACAAGAAUGGUUAUCGAAAACGUCGGUAGGACAGCGCGAUGGGGUUCGGGGAAGAUUGGAGGUACCUCGUCGACUAAACAAAAUGCAGCAGCGUGUGACGAAGAAGACGCUUACUCCCUCUUAUCCGACAGUUCGGAAGAUGAGGAUGAUGAGCAGCAAGGAGGCGUUGAAGACAUUGAGGUUGUGAUUUUCAAACACGGCCGAUUUUUUAAACAAAGUGCUCCAGGAUCACUGACACGCACCAAGAGUUCUGUGUACUUGAAAGCCCCACCAGCCAGAGAGGGUGAGCGGGUAGAAGAAGCUGAAGAGAUGGAAGGUGAGACUACCGAAGAUGGUCAAAAGGAAGUUCUGGACAACGAAGCUAACACAAAUGAUGAAACAGAAGAGACUAAUCUUUUGGGUAACGUUGUUCAUCAAGGACAUAAAGAUAGCAGUUUUGUAAAUUCAACCCCGUCAGUGCUGCCAUCAAUUAAGGGAACAGAAAAGAAAGUUAAAGAACAUGUCGUUCUUCUGAGAGAACCGACAGAUCUGAAGGUGCUGGAACGUAAAAAGAAACUCCAGAAGAAAAGGAGUGGGGGUGUCUCUUUCGGUGACCUCAUGAAGUUCCAACACGGUACUAGUACUAAAAGACUAUUCGCUCUCGUGGACCGACUGGCUGAACAAAACGGUCUUUCUGAAAUAAAGGAGGAGCAUCACCUGACCGCUGCCAGAGACCCCCGCGUCAACGCAGCCGUUAAAAGACGCGCCUUGGGUCAAGGUCUCACAAACUCUGGCCCGUCGUCCAUGACGACGUAUGGCUCUGUGUUCUACACCAUGAAGUUCGGCUACGUGUCAGACGCCGAAGACACACACGACAAUGGGGAAAGCGGUCUCUCCUUGAACGACAGCACCAGCCCCAUGCCCGUGACAAAGAAUCAAAACCUAAACCCCUUUUCCUUAAAACCUCCACAACCCUCAUUCAGAGACAACAAGCCCAUGUCGGAAUAUUCGAAUUACUCAUUUGAUGCACCAACCUCGAUGCUUUCCACGGAUUUUUCUUUUCUCAAUGUACAAAGUUCUGACGAUGUCGACGGCAGGAAACUCAGCCAAUCCGAGCCAAGAGGUGGACAUCCCCCUCGAACUGAAGCCACGCGAGCGAGCGACUAUCAAACCCGAGUGAUAGACCAGGUAUGGGCAAACAACGAGCCGUCGAUAGCGGCUUUCAGAAGUGGACUGGAACAAGAGCGCAAGGGAAGAAAGUCCAGCAUUCUUGAAGCGAGUCACUACGUGAGUAGCAACAAUACCGCCAGACGGAAACUGUCCGAAGCGAAGCCAGGCUUGAGGCCAAUUGAUGAGACUUAUGCCAAGCGAGAAAAGGAUUUAUUCAGGAAGCGAGCCCCAGCAAAGCUGAACCAUCUGUCUACGAUGCAUCAACAGAUGGCCGAGGACCAAGCAGUGCCGUGGUCGUCUGCCUUUAGUCGGAUCAAGAUGAUGCACACUUUAGUCGACCUGUCUCACUUCAUGUGAUAAUGAUAGAUCUUGUCAGUUUGUUAGUGUUUGAGCGCUUAACCAGCUGCUUGCUCUGUAAGCUUCCCGGG